GCAUUGGUCUUUCUCUCUGACCCGCCAUUGUCUUGCCACAUCAGCAGUGAUUUCGCGAACGUAUUAUUUCAACUUAUUCUGAUGAGUAUCCCAGAUGUAUGUCUACGCAAAGUUUGAUUCUGUGAAUUGGUGAAAACAGAGGCGGCUGAUUUCACAAAAUCAAAGAUUUAGCAGCCCAAAAUAUAUGCAGGACGCAAUAAUUCUCCAUAAAACCUUAGCGGAUUUGGAUCUUGAAAUAACAAAGGCUGGGAGAAUGAAGUGUCCACCUGCUAAAUUUUGUCUGUCUGCAUCUGAAUUAAGCAGCAGUGAGGUAGAGAUCACAGCCACCGCUACAACUUCGUAUCAAAACAGAGAUAUGUCUAGUAUACUGCAAAAAAACUGGAAAGUCAUCCUUACAACAAGACUACAGGUUGACUACUAAGCUUCUGCUUACUACUACUAAACGCGCGAGAAUGUCUUAAGGGUGGAAAGAGAGAAAAAAUACCGAACCGAAUCAAUGCGUUUGGCGCCACUAUGAUGUACAACUAUACCGGCAGGCCUUAAGGUCAGAGAACUUACAUCUGGUCAAGAAAAGAGUGUAUGCAAAGAGCAAAAUUGUUUAAAAGUCGAUUUAAAAUUAAAAUAAAUAAUCAAUCACAUUCAAUCGUAAUGUCAGAUCCGAUUCGUCAAGUGUAUAAUUCGUGGAAGUCUCCAUCAUCGAAAAAGAGAAAGCCUAGAUCAACAAAUUACCGUCAUGAGAAAAAAAAAAGAGAAGAUAUAGUACGUGCUGUCUGUGGUGACACAAGUGACGAUGAAUUUGAAAAUUCUGGGGAUUCAAGUUUGAACAAUUUGAAUGCACUAGACAAUGCACUUUUCGAAGAAAAUGAACUUGAACAAGCCGACGAAGUGAAAGAAGUGGGAAACGCAGAGUUUCACAAUAACUUGAAUCAAGUUGAUAACAAUUUUUUUGCUCAAAAUGAUCAAAUCGAUAACAGUUUUUUUGCUCAAAAUGAUCAAAUCGAUGACAGUUUCUUUGCUCAAAAUAAUGAUUGGGUGAAUAUUGAUCAAGCAGACAUCAGGAGUGAAUACGAUAGUGGAGAAGAAGUGGACGUUAGCGAUUACGAAAAUAUACGGUCAGAAAAAAAAAUGUUGAACAAAAAAUUGUUUCUCAAUGAACGAAUACGUAAAAAAACAAAUACUAGUAAUGGAGAAAUAAUUUUGAUGUGUAUGUUAUUAGCGAUUCGUCACUCUUUCACUUGGGCAGCAUUAUUGGAUGUCAUGGAUUUGAUAAAUAAACUUUUUGAUGAAGAUAUAAUUAAAAUGAGUAAAUUCAAGCUUAUGCAAUUUUUCCCUGGGCGCAAGGACUGGUAUGUUUACCAUGUGUACUGUCCUAAUUGCAAGCAAUAUAUAGGUAAUCGUGACGAAUUGUCAACAGUGGUUGCUUGUGUUUCUUGUAAAGUCACACAAAUAGAUCCAAAAAAGUGUCCAUACUUUUUAACACUGAAUAUUAAAAGUCAGAUACAAGAAUUACUAAAUAAUCCUCUAAUACAACCUCAUUUAAGUUAUCGUGAAACCCGAUGUAAAAAGACCGAGGAUAAUAUUGAAGAUGUCUUAGAUGGAGAUCUAUAUAAAAGACUUUCUGCGCCAAACAAUAUAUUACAUGACAAAUUAAAUUUUUCGUACAUUUUUAAUACAGAUGGUUGUAAAGCUAGCGAUUCGAGCCCUGUAAGCGUGUGGCCAGUAUUUUUAAAAAUUAAUGAAUUACCACCUGCAAUAAGAGAUAAUUUCAUUAUUUUAGUAGGGCUGUGGGUGAAUGAAGUAAAACCCACUAUGAAUACAUUUUUACCACCAUUAAUUAAUGUAAUGAAUAGUUUAUCAUCUGAAGGAGUUGAAUGGAACAGAAAUGGCAAAAUCGUUAAGUCCAAAAUAAUACCGUUUGGUUGCUGCGUUGACUCGCCAUGUCGAUGUAGUCUGUUAAACAUGAAACAAUUUAACGGAAAUUAUGGCUGUACAUUCUGUUAUCACCCAAGUGAACAAGUAGAUGGUGUUCGAAAAUAUCCGCUGAAUGGGAAGUUUUAUCCGCUUCGCAGCCAUGAAAAUAUCAUCCAAGAUAUGCUUUCCACGCGUAUACGCGAUGAACGAACAGGAAAAGUAAAAAUACAAGAAGUGACUGGAGUUAAAGGACCAUCCGCUCUAAUGAAUUUGAAAUACUUUGAUCUUGCUGAUGGCAUGUCCCCUGAUAGUAUGCACGCAGUUUAUCUUGGGGUAUCGAAACAAAUCACAGAAAUAAUUCUAAGCUCAUCUAAGGAACCUUAUUAUGUGGGAUCUCCAAAUCAGUUAGCAGCAAUUGAUCACCGACUUCUUUCCAUCAAAACACCAAAAUGUAUUACAAGAACAGUAAGAUCUGUACAAAAACGAAGCUUGUGGAAAGCAUCUGAGUGGCGAUCAUGGUUGCUUUAUUAUUGCUUACCUUGUUUGUCAGGAAUUCUCUCUCCUAAAUAUUUCAUUAUAAUAUCAAAAGUGGUCAGCGGUAUUGAAAUUUUGCAAAGAGAUUCUAUUGGUUAUGAUGAUGUUAAAUUUGCAAAUAAAUUAUUGGUAGAAUUUAUUAUAGAAUUUGAGAAAGAGUUUGGAAAACAUAAUAUAACGUACAAUGUACAUCUUUUAUUGCACAUCGCAAGGAGUGUUCAAAAUAUGGGCCCAUUGCAAGUACAAAAUGCAUUUUGCUUUGAAAAUGAAAAUCGAUUACUACUACAUUUAAAAAAAAGCCCAACAGAAAUUGCAGUUCAAAUUUCGAAUCGUUAUUUUGUUUACAGAUCAAUACCUUUUUUUUCUACAUUAUUUCCAAUUGGCACAAGAGUAAUAGAAUUCACAGACAAUUUUGAAACUCGAAUAAAAAAUUGUGCAAGGGUAGAUUCUGCAGUAGUAAUCGGUGUGGGAAAACCUUAUACUCUCAAUGAGUCUGAACAGAAACUUUUCUUCAAUUUCAAUAGUAGUUAUUUGAGUUACCACAAAUUAAUUUAUAAACAUCGUAGGUAUACUACAAAGGCUUAUGCAGAAAAACUAAAAAUAAAUGACUCUUUUAUUGAAUUACAAUCUGGUUGUAAGGGAGUAAUUACAAAUAUAGUCGUCAGAGAUGGAUUUAUGGAAAAAGAUAUUUACGUAUUCUAUCAUCCAAUUGUAAUACUUAAUAGUAACUCUUUUGAUGUGUCACAUAUAAAACACAUUCAAGAAUGUACAAUUGAAUCUAAUACUUUACUCGUUUGUAAGCCUACAAAUAUUAAAAAUUCAUGCAUUUUCAUAGAAAUUAAUAAAAAACAGUACAUAAGUUCCAUUAUACAAGGAACUCUCGGAGACUAAAAAUAACGUUAAUGAGCCGUAGAUUUUAAGACAUUAAUAAAGUAUAUCAAAACUUCUUCAAAAAAUUGUUUUAUUUGGCGAACCUAAUUUUAUAUUUCUCACAUUCACGCAAUUCAAUCGUAAUUGUCCAAUUAAUCAGACAGUUUAUUUUAAACGUCUGAAAAUACUAUUAUUUGUAAAUUGUAAAUUGAUCAAUAUGAUCACUCAAUAAUCAAUGAAAAAACAUGCUCAAUAAUAUCA
Molecule: messenger RNA, 3576 nt
Organism: Trichogramma pretiosum
Lineage: Eukaryota; Metazoa; Arthropoda; Insecta; Hymenoptera; Trichogrammatidae
Exons: 5
Coding region: 580-3336 (918 amino acids)
Source: RefSeq, a predicted model, not a curated record